Molecule: messenger RNA, 1746 nt
Organism: Podarcis raffonei (Aeolian wall lizard)
Lineage: Eukaryota; Metazoa; Chordata; Lepidosauria; Squamata; Lacertidae
Gene: NMNAT1
Product: nicotinamide nucleotide adenylyltransferase 1
Exons: 10
Coding region: 181-1509 (442 amino acids)
Biological process (GO): NAD+ biosynthetic process
Molecular function (GO): nicotinate-nucleotide adenylyltransferase activity; nicotinamide-nucleotide adenylyltransferase activity; lipid binding
Source: RefSeq, a predicted model, not a curated record
AAGCUUCCCCGUAGGUACUCGUGCAAUACUGUUCCCCCGCAGGCGGCCAAACCCGCACAGUUCGGUUCCGUCCCUAAAGGGUUGUUGGCCGGAAUUUGUCGGGGAAGAGGCGCCCUCCAAACUGCGUGUGGUGGCGUUGACUCAGCCUUCCCUCUGCAUCUGUGGCUCCAGCCAAGUCAGAUGGAGAAUUCGGACGACAGGACCGAGGUGGUGCUCCUGGCCUGCGGGUCCUUCAACCCCAUCACCAACAUGCACCUCCGACUCUUCGAACUGGCAAGAGAUCACCUGCACGAAACAGGGAGAUACAAAGUGGUGAAAGGGAUUAUUUCACCUGUGGGCGACGCAUACAAGAAGAAAGGCCUCAUCAGCGCAAGGCACCGGGUGACUAUGGCGAGGCUCGCGACGGAGAGCUCUGACUGGGUGGAAGUGGAUGACUGGGAGAGCAACCAAAAGGAGUGGCAAGAGACCAUCAAAGUCCUCAGGUAUCACCAGCAGAAGCUAAAACGUUCGUGUCUCACUAACAGCUUUGAUGAAGUAGCUCCUUUGAACAAAACGGGGCGGAAGAGAAAACGGGAAUCGGGCAGGCAAGUCCCCGUCAGCCGGAAUCAACCCCAAACAAAAGGUGUCCCCCCUCAGCUGAAGUUGCUCUGUGGGACAGACAUCUUGGAGUCCUUUGCAGUCCCCAACCUCUGGAAAGCAGAAGACAUCGCGGAAAUUGUGGCCAACCACGGCAUGGUGUGCAUUAGCAGGGUGGGGAAUGACGCCCAGAAAUUCAUCUACGAAUCCGAGGUGCUGUGGAAGCACAAGGAGAGCAUUCACGUAGUGCAGGAAUGGAUUGCCAACGACAUCUCUGCCACCAAGAUCCGGAGAGCCUUGCGGAGGGGCCAGAGCAUCCGAUACCUGGUGCCAGACGCAGUUCGAGCUUACAUCAAGCAGCACGACCUGUACACUGCAGAGAGCGAAGAUCAGAAUUCAGGAGUCAUCCUCGCUCCGUUUCAGAGAUACACGAGGGAGGCCAAAAAUAACUUCUCAGUGAUGCUCCUUGUAGAACACAACAGCAAGGAGGAUGAAGGCAACAUUGGAGUUUGCUUGUCUACUUCAGCCAUGCCUGCUGAUUUCAAUGGCACCUGGAACCUUGUCAGCAGUGAGAACUUUGAAGGCUACAUGGUGGCCUUAGGUAUCGAUUUUGCCACCCGCAAGAUAGCCAAAAUGCUGAAGCCUCAGAAGGUCUUCAAACAAGAUGGGGACUCAUUUUCCAUCAACUCAACCAGCACUUUCCGCAGCUAUUUAGUCGAGUUCAGGAUUGGGGAGGAGUUUGAAGAAGACAACAAAGGCUUGGACAAUAGAAAAUGCAAGAGUGUGGUUAACUGGGACGGCGACAAGAUUGUUUGUGUCCAGACUGGAGAGAAGAAGAACAGAGGCUGGACCCACUGGAUUGAAGGAGAUUACCUGUACCUGGAACUCCGAUGUGAAGACCAAGUAAGCAGGCAGGUUUUCAAGCGAGCGUGAAGUUGAUUCCUGCGAUAUCCCCCAAAUGACAACAGCGCAGAGAACCACGUACAGGAGCGUUUAUGCAUAGCGGCACUUCAGACAUGGAGUGCUAACUGAAAAGGCAGCUUUACAGGUCAAACCUUCUUCCUCCACCCCUGGUGCUCUUUUUGUAAAAGCAUUCCAACCUGAUCCUUUGGAACAAACGUAACUGUUAACCUGCACUUACUACGUAACUUCAUUAAAAAAAAAAGAUGA